This is a messenger RNA of Tigriopus californicus, 4614 nucleotides long. Its product is annotated as atrial natriuretic peptide receptor 1-like. Gene Ontology annotation, cellular component: membrane. Gene Ontology annotation, biological process: intracellular signal transduction; receptor guanylyl cyclase signaling pathway; cGMP biosynthetic process. The record is from RefSeq and is a predicted model, not a curated record. Gene Ontology annotation, molecular function: ATP binding; peptide receptor activity; protein kinase activity. Lineage: Eukaryota; Metazoa; Arthropoda; Copepoda; Harpacticoida; Harpacticidae.
CAAUGCACGUCACUUAAUAGCCAGAAUGAAGAUGAUAGUGAAGAAGAGGUGGACGAAGCGUCGGCUGUGCUUACAAGAGGUGUCUACGAAGUACAUGGAAUUUCUAGUGCUGACCUACACUACCUCCCAGUUGCAAGGAAGUUCUUACGGUGCCGGUUCGUCCUAAAUCGUGAAUGUAAUGAAAGUCCGACACUGGUUUAGUUCUGUCAAGAAAUGGCUGGGGAGCCCACGUGCACACGUGACCUUGAUCGUUUCGGCCGUACUCAUCGGAUUCGGUCCGCAUAUGAGUUUGGCCAAACCAGGCUUCUUGUGGCCUCACACCAGCCAUCAACCGAUCCCAGCGGUGAAUUAUACCUCCAAUAAUACCAUUCAAGUGUCUGUGAUCUUGCCUAAUGAGACGGACAUCCCGGACAUCAUGGCUGCUCAACACAGUGCCGGUAUGGGCAUUCUGGUUGGCUUUCAAACGGCCUCCAAACGGGGCAUACUCCCCGAAGGCCUCUACUUCAACUUGACCUUUCGGGAUUCGGGUUGUGACAUAACCCGAUCCAAUUGGGCCCUCUACCAGGCCGGACUGGAAAACAUGAAUGUCGUGUUUGGACCUUCUUGUGAUUAUGCUCUGGCACCCGUUGGUCGGCUGAUGAAAUAUUUCAACGUGCCUCUUCUGACUGCCGGUGGAUUUGCAGAGGAUUUCUCGAUGCCCAAACUAACCCCCGACUCGGAAUUCUAUCUCAUGACGAGAACUGGACCUUCAUUUACGGGCAUUGCUCAAACCAUAAGACAAUUCUUCGCCGAAAUGAAUUGGCACCGGACUCUCUUACUUUAUCAUAAAGGCCACCAUGCGUCGUGGUCAGGCAAUGACUCUUGUCAUUUAGCCAUGUCCACAAUCUUUAAGGACUUCAUUGAUAACAACAUCACAGUCAACGACCUGAGACUUCACGCGAUGGAGAACAAAUAUGGCGACCAAACCGAGACAAUGCUCAAAGAAAACAUCGAUGAUCAUGGCAUCGGAAAUCUGGGGAAUAUAAGCCAUGGUUGAAUCACAAGGCCACAGACUCGGAGAAUGAGCGGGCCAAGAAAGCAUUCGAAGCCGUGUUAACCGUUACUGCCAGUAGCUCGUACACCGCGGAAUACGAGAACUUUUCCGCCACCGUCAAAAGACUGUCCAAGAGAAUGUUCAACUACGAUUAUCCCGAGCAAGUCAGCAGUUUUGUGGCCAACUUUCACGACGCCGUACUUUUGUAUGCCACGGCAUUGAGGGAGGUGGUUCAAGAGCAAGGAAUGGAAGCCAAAUCCGACGGAAAAUUGAUAGUCACCAAAAUGUGGAACCGAACCAUCUCGGGCGUGUCUGGCGAAGUGAAUAUCGACGGCAAUGGGGAUCGGAAGGCCGAUUAUGCUCUACUAGACAUGGACCCGGUUACUGGCGAAUUCAUGACAGUGGGCGUUUAUCGAGGUCUGAAUUCCACUUUUGAAUUGAAUGACUCGCGUCCAAUUCAUUGGCCCAACCGUCAAGGAUUGGGGCCACCUUUGGACGAGCCCAACUGUGGAUUUGAUGGUUCUCGUUGCGAAACGGGCAUGUGGUCCGUGACGAAUAUCAUCAUAGCUGUGCUAACAGUUAUUGGGGUGUUUUGUUUGGUCGGUUCUGCCCUCGUUAUCAGACACUACCGACAAGAGGCAGAAAUUCUCAAGAUGACUUGGCUGAUUCAAGAAAACGAGAUCUCUGGGAUAUCCUCCGAUAAACGACAAAUGGGAAGUUUUGUCAGCUUACAAGCAGCGGAGGGGAUGUCUUUGGAUGGAAAUAUGGACGGAAAGGGACAAAUAUACAUCAAAACCAAAACAUACAAGAAUUCCGUGGUCGCUUACAAAGAAGUGCAAAAAGACAAAAUCGACAUCGACCGAGCUCUCAAAGUGGAACUAAACAAUAUGAGGAGCUUACGUCACGACCAUUUAGUGCAAUUUUUGGGCGCCAAUCUGACAGUGAGGCCUGGAUUUCUCAUCACGGAAUAUUGUUCUCGUGGAUCAUUACAAGACGUGUUGGAAAACGGAGAACUCAAAUUGGACUGGAACUUCCGCCAUUCUCUCACCAAUGAUAUCGUAAAGGGCCUAUUCUAUUUGGAAAAGAGCGCCUUGAAAUUCCAUGGAAAUUUAAAGUCUUCUAAUUGUGUGGUGGACAGUCGAUUCGUGCUCAAACUCACCGACUUUGGGCUUCACAGCCUUCGCCAAUCCGACAAUCCGAUCGAUCAAAAGGAGCAUCACUAUUGGAGAAAUCUGUUAUGGACAGCCCCCGAGAUUCUCCGCCAACCACACGAAAUUCUCAAUAAGUUGUGUUCCAGUGUCGAUGUUUAUGCUUUUGGCAUUAUUCUUCACGAAGUCAUCGUCCGAGAGGGAACUUUCUUUCUGGGCGAGGAUGUGAGAGUCAAUCCGAAAGAUAUUGUCGAGGGCGUGAAGAACGUGCAACUGGACGAGGCGGGGAAUCCGAAGUACCUCCGUCCCCGAUUGACAGUUUCGGACGCCUCGGAUGAAAGUCAAGCAGGCAGUGAGGCAUCUGGAGCUCCGGCCCCUGCCCCUGCCAAAGCCAAAGCUGAUCCCAACGUAUUACCCCAAGCGGAACUCAACAAGUUAAUGCAAGAAUGUUGGUCGGAGGAUCCAAGCGAGCGACCCGAUUUUGCUGCCCUCAGGACGCGGAUCAAGGAAUUAAACAAAGAUAACGACAGCAGGAGCUUACUGGACAACCUCUUAAACCGAAUGGAGCAAUACGCCAACAACUUAGAGGCCUUGGUCAAUGAACGAACGGAGGAUUACCUUGAGGAGAAGAGGAAAUGCCAAGAGGUGCUCUAUGAGCUUCUGCCACAGAGUGUCGCUGAUCAAUUGAUUCGUGGCGAAAACGUGAUAGCCGAGACUUUCAACGAUGUGACCAUCUACUUCAGUGACAUUGUCGGAUUUACGGCCUUGUCUGCGGAAAGUAAACCCCUUGAUGUGGUUGAUCUUUUGAACGAUCUAUACACGGUGUUUGACAACGUCAUUGAAGACUUUGACGUCUACAAGAUUGAAACCAUUGGAGAUGCCUAUAUGGUGGUAUCGGGUCUACCCACAACGAAUGGCGAUCGACAUGCCAAAGAGAUUGCUCGGAUGGCUUUGAGCCUUUUGGAACGAGUGAAGACAUUCGAAGUGCGACACAAACCGGAGCACAAACUUCAACUCCGGAUAGGCAUUCACACAGGUCCUUGUUGUGCCGGUGUGGUGGGGGUCAAAAUGCCCCGAUAUUGUCUCUUUGGUGACACUGUCAACACGGCCAGUCGAAUGGAAUCCACUGGAUUGCCCUUGAAGAUCCAUGUCAGUCCGAACACGAAAGCUGUUUUGGACAAGUUCAAUUGCUUCGAGCUCGAACCCCGAGGAGAGAUUGAGGUGAAGGGCAAGGGUAAGAUACCCACUUAUUGGCUAUUGGGGGAGAAAUCGUCACCCCCCAAACUUGAGGAGAGUCAACCAGUCAUUUCAAAUACGGUAACUGAAGAUUGUGACAAGGCUUCUUCCGACAAUCUUCUACACCCGAGUCUCCGGAACUUGCCUCAAAUCACCACCACCUCAUUUAGUGACGACUUGCAGCAGCCUGCUGGGUCUUCAUCACCAAGUCUUUCCCCCGCCUCCUGUCUCCCCAGUGACCCUAAUUCGACUCCCACCUCAGUCCCAACUAAGCACGCCCAUUUUCAAGUGGACGAUGUCAGCACUUCUUACGAGGAGGUGACGGAGAAGCCGCCGUCUUCAUCCCUCGCGAAUCGUCGCUCUGGUCAAACCACACACCACAGUUCUAAUAAUUCCCGGAGUGGGUCUCGAGUCCUCUUCUCUAACUUAGCCAACGGGACAAAGUCCUCAUAUGAUGAGAACGAUGAUGAGGAUGCCCAAGUAGGAGGCUCAUGUGUCCCAUAUGCGUCCGAGACUGAUCCCCUCACGGGUAAUGGGAAUCCACCUCAUCACAUGGCGUGAACACCAUGAAUGGGGCCGGCCGUAUUAGAAGACCGAACACCCUCAGAAGCAAGAUGUUUUGCUCUAACCCUAGGACACAAAGGAGUGACAUUUGUUGUAAAAAUGGUGAAGACUUGCAUCUUCAACCAAUGGAAUGUGCCAAAUCCCCAACCGAUUAAUUUUCGAACUGAUCUGCUCAGAGCAACUUGCAACAAAAUGUUUGUUUUCGUUGGUCUCCUCAACGACAAUAUUUGGAUCUAAAUCUUGCUCACUUGAAGUACAGAAAAGUGGAACUAGUAUUUAAUGCCUUCAUUCUGAAAUAGCAACAAAGGCUUUGAAAUUACCGGCAUUUGAUGAGCAAUCCCUUUGCUGUGCUGAGGGGAUUUGCAGACAAAAUUGAUGAGUGGUUUCCUCUUCCAUCAGCUGAAAACUGGGCCCACUCCAAAGGUGGCUACUGACUUAAUUUAGAACCAGUGCAUCCAUCGGCCGUGGAUUAAUGAAUACGUGAAACAACCAUAAUAAUGCAACGUUUUUGUGCCAAGACACGUACACGAAUGACAAUGAUAUUUAUUAUUAUUAUCCUUGUCCAUGCAAGACAAAUCAGUUGUGCAUUAUUGAUUUACGUAUGACAGAAAUAUAGUUACUCAGUCACCCUGA